Messenger RNA from Heterobilharzia americana, 3058 nucleotides. NCBI's taxonomy places the organism in Eukaryota, Metazoa, Platyhelminthes, Trematoda, Strigeidida, Schistosomatidae. The record is from the annotation of a GenBank genome assembly.
AGAGAAUUGAGUGUACUUGUUGAACCGAGGGAAACUGGUCAAGUUGAGAUGCUUGUCUCUUAUGUGGUCAGUCGAUGUGGAUGGAAACCAGCCUACGAUAUACGCAUUUUCAAUAAUGAUGGGACAAUGAAGAUUGUUUAUUAUGGUAUGGUACAGCAAUCUACCGGUGAAGACUGGGAGACACGUUACAUGACCCUAUCCACCGCACAACCUGGAAUAGGUGGUACAGUUCCACAUUUAGGUGUCCAACGAGUACAUUUUCGCAGGGAGAAGUCACCUGAAUCUAACCGUCAAUGUCAGUCUACUGAGAAGUUUAAUUUAACAGAGCCAUCAUCACAACUACCAUCUGCAGGUACAAUCCCACGUUAUUCCCAACGUGUUUCAGAGAAUGCAGCUGUGUUUUAUCAAACACCACCACUUCGACGCCCUGAUACUAUGCUCCGAGGGUUAAAUGAUUCACUGGCUUAUGAGAAUGAUCAUCUCACUAUACCGUAUGAUAAUUCAGUUGAACAAUAUUCUACGCUUGGACGAAGUGAUAGCAUGGCUUCAUCUACUGUGAAUAGUUCAUCGAUUGGACGUCGAAAUAGGCCAUAUCCAAGAUCGAAAUCCCGUGAAACACUGCGUACUUUAGCUCAGCGUGAUGGUAUUACACCAGUUGGAACGCUUCAACGUGGUGGUAGUACAGAAAAUGCUUAUGCAACUGGAUUACGCACUUCGAAUACACGACAAAUAUCCAGGCGUACAUUAGGAUCAAGUAUGCUAUUCAACUCAGUAAAUUCUCCGAGUCCUUUGUUGGCGAACAGAACGUCUGUCCUUAUGAACUCACAGUCUACCUUGGUGCCAACUAAUCCAUCUCCAUCAGCUCCACCUGUUGGGACAGUUGCCACACUUCAGUUGGAGGUCCCACGACCCCCAACAUUGAUUCGUUGUGAUAAUGAACCGAAUCGUGUUACAGUUGGUCUCUUAGACUUACAACCGCGUUAUGAAUAUGUGACUGUACCAAAGCGUUCACUGCAUGCUUAUUUAAAGGCUACAGCUGUUAAUAACACAGAGUUCUCUAUUCUUGCUGGUCCAACCAACAUAUAUGCUGACAACACAUUUAUUGGCAAAUCUGAAAUACGUGCUGUUGCCCCUGGAGAAGAGUUCAGUUGUCAUUUAGGCGCUGAGAAUGGUGUAAAAAUACUCUAUCGUCCACUAUAUAAAUAUCGUGAGGGUACAGGCUCUGGUGGGAAAAAUGCUACAAUGACGUUUAAACAAUUAAUUGAAGUUCGCAAUACAUUUGAUCGUCGUAUUCGUCUCAUGGUUGUCGACCAAGUUCCUGUCAGCGCUGAAGACAAAAUCAAGGUUAGUCUUUUGGAGCCAACAAUCAAGCACCCAGAAAAAUAUGACAGAAAUAAACCUAUACGAAUGAAUAAGUUUAAUAAUGUUGAAUGGGAUUUAGACUUAGGUCCAGGUGAAAUACGUGAGCUAACAUUGAAGUACUCAGUGGAACAUCCAAUCAAUGAAGACCUGGAUGUUUCUGUUUCUGAGACAUGAAGAGAAAAGUUCAACAAAAGAGAAAACAAACUGGAGAAUACUCCAUUUCUCUCAAGUUAUUCGUUUAUACUUUCUUGAUUGCGGAGUGGGUGGAAUAGGGAAAUCGAGUUGAUAUACUUCUUUUUAUUGUUGUUCCUAUUAUUGUUGCUGUCAUUGUUGUUAUUGUUUUCGUAUUGUCACUGCUAUGACUUUUCAGUUGUGGCCAACUAUAGUAAUAAACCUAAUUAUUAUAUAAUAAUUAUUAUUGCUAAGACAUUUUUUUUUCAUUUUUCGCUUAUAUUUCGGACUACCUUUUUAUCAUUGCGAUUUGAUUCGUUCGUGAUUUAACUUGUGGUGUUAUUGUUGUCAACAUUUCCUACAUGUCAAGUAUCAUUAUCAUGAAGGGCAAAGCAAUAUGGACACAUGCACACACACACACAAACAUUUAAACCUGGAAUUACCAAUUUCAAUUGAACCAGUCUCAUUAUUUUCGAGUCAUUUAAGUUCUGUUCAAUAUACCUCUUUGUUUAUGGUGCUUCUAAGACCAAGAGAGAGAGAGAGAUGGUUACAGCAGUUAUGCAAAGCCUGAGAUAUUUACUCCAGUUCACACUUUGGAUGAUGCUUGUAGGUUUAUUGACAGACUGCGCCACACAUCAACUUAUAGCAUAUAUCCACUCUUUUCUAAACAAUACACAAUGCUAGUUAAUUAAUGAGUUAAAACACUUGGACACUUGCCAAAUUCAUACGAGUGUACACAAAACAUUCAUAUCAAAUUCAAUCUUCAAAUGAUAAUUAUUAACAACAACCAACCUACUGUAUUCGUUCAAUGGUUCAAUAUAAAUUUAGUGCUUCAAUAUUGGCUUUUAAAUAACUUUUGAUCUCUAAUUUCGCUUAACUAUUGCGCACAGUAUUACUUAAUUUAUUUUUUUCUUUGAAUAUUCAAACAAAUAUAAAACAUUAUGGUUAAUUUCUUGUUUUGUAUUUUUUAUUAUUUUACCGGAUUUUGACUAUUAUCCUAAUUACCCUUGCUAUAAUUAUUAUUACCAAUUAUAUUUUAUGGAAUUAUUUAAAAUAUUUUUGGUGUUCUGAUUUUAUCAUCAUAUUAUUAUUUCCCUGAACUCUCUUAUAAGGGUAAUGCACUGUUGAAGAGAAUGUGUAGCGACUGUACAUUCGCUAACAGUUAGACUACACCAAGAAACACAUGGAACUUUUUCCCCCUUUUUAUUUUGACCGCGACCGAUAUCCUAUUCUGUUCACUUAUCAAGCUUCAUCUUCAAAACUUGUCGAAUGACAAAGUGAUUGCAUGCAUGGGAUAUAUGGGGAUAGGUAGGGAACCAGCUUUGAUAAUUAUCUGUUACUAAUAUGCUAUAGUACUUCAUACUGUCUGCGUUUAUUUUCAAAUUGAAUUUGUAUGAUUACGGGAAUGCUUUACUAUAAUUAUUAUUAUUAUUAUUAUCAUUGUUACUAUUAUUAUUACUUUCGAAAAUACUAUAAAAAUGCUUUACGAUAUUAAAAAUAAAAACUAACCUUUCGUUGUUGUUAA